Paramuricea clavata is the source of this 23181-nucleotide messenger RNA. The record is from the annotation of a GenBank genome assembly. NCBI's taxonomy places the organism in Eukaryota, Metazoa, Cnidaria, Anthozoa, Malacalcyonacea, Plexauridae.
GGGUAACUAGAGCUAUUUUUAGAUCAUCAGGAAUAGUUCCAGAAAGAAAAGUCAAGUUAAAUAUGUGUGAAAGUGGUUCAGAAAUUUCUGUAGCAAUCGCUUUGAUUACCUGUGAGCUUAUACCGUCAUAGCCAGGGCUUUUUUUGGCAUUCAAAUUGUUUAUCUCAUUUUCUAAUUCAUAUUUAGUUAUUGGAUUAAUAAAGAAGCUAUUUUUACAGUUAUUAGUGAGAUAUUUAUCAAAGGUUGUUUUGGAAUUCGGGAGUUUUUUUGCUAGUCCUGGGCCAAUAUUUACAAAAUAGUCAUUGAAUCUAUUUGCUAUUGUGUUUGGAUCAGUAAUCUUUUCUCCAGGGCUAUUUCCAUUAAAUUCUUUUGGUAACAUUCUAUUUGUCUUAUUUCGGUUCAUAAUUUCAUUUAAUGUUUUCCAUAAUACCUUUGUAUCAUGUUUAUAAUUUAUUAACUGUUCUUCAUAAUAUUUCUUUUUUGCCACUUUUAUCACAUGAUUUAAUUUAUUUUUAUAUUUUUUGUAUAUUUUUUCGUUUUUUCCUGUAGGAUAUUGGAGGUAUUUUUUAUAUAAUUUGUUCUUUUGCUUAACUGAUUUUGCAAUACAUCUUGUCAUCCAUGGACUUCGAGUUUUGUCAAUCUUUCUUUUCGUAACUUUCUUUGUCAAUGGAAAGUUUUUUCCAUAAGCUAUUGAAAAUAAGUUGAAAAAUUUGUUGUAGGACUCUGUCGUGUUGUUUUCAGAAAGUACAUUUUCCCAUGAUAUAUUCUUAAUUGUAUUAGUAAAUGAUUCAACAUUGGCAUCAUUGAUAAUUCUUUUACAAGAAAAUUCAGUUUUUGAAGUUUUUUUAUGGUAAUUUUUUGAAUUUCGUACAUGAACUAUUGGUAAAUGAUCUGAGAUAUCGCAAAAAAUUAUCCCAUUUUUGCUUGAUUCUAUAAUUUCCGUGUCAUUGGUGAAAAUAUUGUCAAUUAGUGUAGCCGUAUGCUGAGUGAUUCUUGUUGGUCUUAGUACAAGUGGGAUAUAUGAUGAUGUGAAUAGUUGUUCUAGAAAUCUGAUACUGUAAUCACAAGAUUCUGAUUUUAGUAGAUCAAUAUUGAAAUCUCCCAUAAGAUAGCAUAAUUUGUUUUCUUUGUCUAUCUUUCCUAGUAUUUGAUUCAUUUUAGUUUCAAAUGAGUCAAAUUUGUUAUUUGGUGGUCUAUAUAUUACACCUAUUAUUAUAUUUUUACCUACAGCUGUCAUAAUUUCAAUGAAAACGGAUUCAAUUACAUUUUCAGUAAUUGUGUUUAAAUCGAAGCGUAUUUUGUAUUUCAAUUCAUUUGCGACAUAAAUGCCAACUCCUCCACCACUUUUAGUUGACCUGUUUACAUUUACAAAAUCAUAAUUUUCUAGUUUAAAUAGAUCUUCGUUAGUUUCUUUUAGCCAAGUUUCAGUUAAACCAAUUAUCUGAAACGGUUUAUUCAAUGAAUAUAUUAAUUGUUUAAAAGAGUCAAAUUUAUUAGUUAUGCUUCUAAUGUUUAAGUGCAUCAUCGAAAAGUUAUUGAGAUUUUCAUUAUUUAUUUGUUUUUUAAAAUCAUUUGGUAGAUAAUAUUCACAGUUUAUUUUUGACGAUUUAUCGAGAUUUGCGUUGUUUUCAGAUAGCGCAAUAUUAUUACUCGUGUCGAAAGGGUUGAAUUUCAAAUGCAUUAGUCUAUCCAUUUCUUCUUCACUGAUAUUGAUUCCGUUUGAGACAGUAAAUUCGUAAUCUAAAUCAUCGAGUGAUUGAAAAGGUAACGAAUUGGCUAAGCAAUGUUGACACAAAUCAAUUGUAGUGUUAUCUAUGCUGGAGUUGAAUGACUUUGUGCAUGCAGGCACAGCAUGAAACCAUUUGCUACAUGUUAAACAUUCAAUAGACUUUUGUGUUUUUUGGAUAGUUUUGAAGCAAGAAGAACAUUUCUUCUUGUGCUGAUUGUUAAGUGUGGUCAUUGGGAAGGUUUAUGGUACAAUAAUUGAUAAUUUGAAGUAAGAAAUAGACUAUAAAAUGGUGUUUAGUUAGUAAAAUAUAGACUAUGAUAUUAAGACUAUCAGGUUUCAAACUUUUAAGACCUAUUGUAAAAGACUUGCCCUUCAAUUAUUAAUUUAUCUCUUACUAUUUUGGCCCUUUUACCUUCGGCUUUAGCUUUUUUCAGUUCGGGAUAUAAUGUCUUUCUUACGCUUUCAAUUUCUUCAGGGAACUGUUCAGAUACCCCGAUAUUCGUUCCUUUAAAUUUCUUCGCGUUUAUCCGCACAUGUUCUCGGUCUUGAUAAUAAUUGAACUUGACUACGAUUGGACGUGGUUUGCGAUUUCCCUCUCUUUUUCUUCCAAUUCGGUGGGACCGGUCAAUCUUGACUUUAUUCCGUGCGUCGCGUAUUUCCAUUUUCGUUUCGAGUAGUUCAUGAAUGAUUUCGGUGGUAUUUUCUUGGUCGCGUUCAGGUAUAUUAAAGAACAGUAGAUUGUCGCGCAUGGAUCUCGCUUGUAGGUCUACUAUUUUGUUACGCAAUGUGGCGUUGUCUUGCUCCAGUUUUCCUAUUCUUUCUCUUGUUUGUUCUUGAUUUACUUUGUUUGUUUCAUUUUGCUGUUUUAAAUCUGCUAUUUCAGCAUGCGCGUAUUCCAAGGAAUGUUUUAUCUCUUUCAUGUCUGCUUCUAUUCCGUCAAGCUUCUCAAGUUUCGUCAUCAUAGUCGAGAACAUUUGUUGAAUUUGGCGCAUAUCUACUUCUUUUUCUCCUUCUUUUUCUUCCAUUCUUCUCUCUGGUGUGUUGGGUUUAGGAAUUUUAGUUUGGACUGCUUUUAAAGGCGUACAUGGGUUGGUGAUAUUUAAAUUUUGCGCAGCGCGCUUGGUGGCUUGCUUCCUGUCCGCCAUGUUUACUUGAUUUCUAUGUUUUCAUACUGCGCAUGCUUAACCACAUUAAAUCGUAUGCUAUGAUGUAAUGCGCAUGUUACACCUUAUUUCGUCCCACAACCGCAACCCCUCUCAUUGAAUUGAUAGCUUGAAUUUUUAAUAAUGAAAACCUCCGAAAUACAAAAGAAUAUGGUCUGAUGACUGAUGACUCAGUAUAUAAACAAGUUAAAAGCCGCGGGUAUCGGUUUUUAUUAAACUGUAAAUACUUCGAGCCUUCGGAUACCGAUACCCGCGGCUUUUAACCUACAUCUAAAUAACAGCGCGUUUUAAAACAUGCGCUAUAAAUAUAUAUAACAUAAAAGAAAACAGAUAUCAACUCUACCAAGAAAAAUUUUGAUAGACGUUGUCACGUUGACCGAACCACAUAUUUUAAUUGGAUUAAGCAAAUAUCACAAGAUUCAUAUAAUAUUUGCAGCAUGCAGUACCUUGCAGCAAUGCUUGAGAAAAUGCGCUAAAUGUUAUAGCCUAUUGAGAUUUGCAACUUUCAAACAGGGUAUUCAGAGAGUCAGAUCUUCUCCGUGGACAAUCUGGAGUAUGUAAUUUUACAACUUUCAACUACGUCACAAAAAGUCCUAAAUGGUGAGACAUCCGACAUACAAAAAUUCAGAUUGUUGACCAUACAUUAAACAUAACUUGUUCAACAGGACUGGCGAGAGCAAAAGAGACAGCUAACCCGCAAGAAUAGUUGUGUUAUCUCGCUACGCUUGCCAGCAAUUAACUUAAAAAGUAAAUAAACAUUAUCAUUUAUGCUAUCGGAUUCCUAUUAUGCACACGAUAAACAUAUUGUUUGGAAAUUCGGUACCGUAGGCGAAGAAUGUCCAACAUUGUACGUCAAUGUGCUAAAUUGGUGGUUUAUUUUAGUUUGAAGAUUAUAGGUAGGCCAAGUUGCUCUGUAAGUUAACAGAUCGAGUUGUGUAUAACCAGGGCGUGUAAGGUAUGGUAUAUAUAUUUACAAAAUAGUGGUUUAAUAUUACAAAAACGGUUACAUAGUUUGAACGAAUAGAAAGAAAGGAAAACAACUGAUCAGUAACUAGUUAAUAAGUUUAGUAUAGUCAAGGUUAAUAUUACAUAACUAAAAUAACUCGAGAGGGGUAGAUCUAAUAUUAGCAUUAAGGACAGGGUUAAGAAAUUAACAAAUUAAUUAAUUCCUCAACUUAACCCUGUCCUUAAUGCUAAUAUUAGAUCUACCCUUCUCGAGUUAUUUUAGUUAUGUAAUAUUAACCUUAACUAUAUUAACCAUGCAUGCACUUAACAUUAAUCUUUACUUAUUAACUAGUUACUGAUAAGUUGUUUUCCUUUCUUUCUAUUCAUUUUUUCUUUCAAACUAUGUAACCGUUUUUGUAAUAUUAAACCACUAUUGUGUAAAUAUAUAUACCAUACCCUGUAAAUUCAUUUAGAUUGAUCUGAAGAUGUUGUGUUUUAAACAUCGAAACGUUAGCUAAUACAUUUUUACUUUUAUUAUGUUUGGCUUUAAAGUUAUUUGCUGAGAACUGCUCUUUAUCUUUAAACCGCCUGGUGUUUUAUCCGCCUGGUGUGUCAAUUGCCACAUUUUUAUGUUAAUCUGAAAACUAUAGAUUUAGUGAAUUUUAUGUCACAAAGGAAACGCUUCCCCCACCACAGUUUCUCCUCAGUUUUAGAAAAAUUACAAAAUUGGUCGGAAAGGAGAUGGGGGAAGGGGGGGCUGGCGACCCCCCUUUUUUCUCGUCCCCACGCCCAUGAGAGCAACUUAUCUCUCUAUUCGUCUGAGCUGAACACAACUUCGAAUCUUUUUUCUUUAUACUUCAUAAUCCGUCUUCUUUAAUAAUUUCACAAUAUUCCAAUGUUCUUUAGGUUACUGACGAGGCUUAACUAUCUAGCCUUUUAAUUAUAUACGUCAGCCUUUGUUGCAUGGCCUAUGAAGUAUUUUAGCCUAAAUAGCUCUUCUCACUUCACUCUCUCCUCACUCUCAAGUUGUGCUCAGCUUUUUCAAUAAAGGAUUUAGAGGAAAAAAUCUAUAACUAUAACUAAUUUCCUCUACGCAAUAUGUUUGUUAAAGCAAGUUGUAGCAGUGUUUAUCAACCACAAGACCAUGUCUUGUUUGCGUGGUUUGUGGUACUAGGUGUUUCCCGUGGUUCUUUGAUUUUUAUAAGUAUUUUCUUACUCAUGCGAGGAAGGUUACCCGAGAUCUUCCUCUUAUAAUUAUAACAGUGAUAUAUAGUAUUGAAUAUAUUAAAUAACAUGGUAUAACAAUGCCAUGUUAUAAGAACGUAAUAGCUUUUAUGCUCUUCUUAUACAUUUAUUUAGCAACAACAAGAUGGCAACGUCGUACAUGUUAGACCAUAGGCGCUUUUGGGCAAAAGCGAAGCCACUGAAGACGCGAAUUCUAGAAGGAAGUGAAGUUAUUCAGCAGAGCGACUAUCUAAAGGACUUUCUGCUUCUAAUUCAGUCAGAUGGGUUAGAGGCGGCUUAUUUAGAAUAUGGUGAUGAUGAACCUCGCCCUCCUCCUCCAGAAAGUGCCUCUCUUAAAUCACCUAAAGAUGUCACGUAUGAUUAUGACGUCAUUGUCGUUGGGGCAGGUAUGGCAGGUCUCUCUGCCGCGUAUGAAUUGAAGAAAGCAGGGCUUUCAGUGAUUAUUCUGGAGCAAACUGACCGUUAUGGUGGAAGGCUGUUCACUUACGGCCCGGAAUCAGGUCUUGCACCUGGUUUAUUUGGCGAAGGUAAAGUGUACGUGGUUAAUUAAAGUCAGGGGCAGCUCAAAUGAGACCGGUUGUCCGAAAACUAAAAUAUUAUAGUGGUAUUCUUUUUAUCAAGAAUACACUUUUCACUAGACAAGUUUUAAAUUAAUCAGUACAAUACAGCGUGUGAUCGACACCGUAUAGCACAAUAAAAACAUGACUUUUAUCAGAAGAAAAACUAACAUACAAUCUGAGAUGUAUAUGAUGCAAAACAUAAUGAUUUCAAAAGAAUAUUACGGCAAUGUUUAUGCCAGCAGUAGGAAUAGUUUUUUGUGGGUAACCGCGCAUGCGCAGCUAACCACUAUGUGCGAGACCGUAAGCACGAUCCUCUGUUGCUCUGUGGGUGUGGUUCCUCUUAUCAUUGAAAUACGAACCGUCCAUAGACAAAAGCUAAGUGCAUAACUCACAAGAUUUAUCAUACUGUAUAGAGUUGUGUAUAAAUUCUUAGUGUUUAGUAAAGUAUUUAUUUUAAUAUGUUUUAUCAGGUCGAAGUCAUUUCCAACGCAUAUAGAAUCAAAUAUGUUGUUGUUUAUAUAAUCACAGCUUGUACAAUGGUCAUUGGGGUUAAUAUUAACGCAGGGGGUCUGUUUUAUAUUUAUCAGUUAUAGACCUGAAACGAGGGGUAUUAGUGAAAGGUCUAUAAAUGGUAUAUUAUACCGAACCUUUCAAAAAUAAGUAGAAAACAAAUGCCAUUCAAUUAACUUUUAAUUUCAAAACACAACUUUUGAUAACUUUGCAUUUAAAAAAGUCGAAUUUCCCGCUCAAGCGUGGUAUUCGAAGUCGAAUACCAUGGCCCCGGGUAAAACACCCAGGGUUGAAAUUGCCUAGGUCAUAGUAUUCGCUGAAAAAUACCAUGGUCAUGUGGUACAAAUUUAGUUCUCUGAUUGGACAAGCUCAUUGUGAGGUAUAAUAUCGUGUAAUAUCAUAUUUAAACACGACAUAUCAGUUUGAUCAAACAUUGUAUACGUAUUAGAAAAAUAGUAUUUAAUGAUAUGUUGGCUAGUGCAGUUUUUCCUGAAACACUUCAUAUGGCCAUACUGCUCCUUCUGUGAAAUACAUCCAGCUGAAUUGGUCACUGUGUUUUCAAAAUUUCAACUGUAUCUAUUGUACAAUUCUUCAAUGUAUAUUUAUAGUGAACAUAAUUUUUAAACCUAAAGUAUUGGAGAAGUGCUUGCCUACAAUUAUUUAUGCACUCCAAUAUUUUGUCCAGCCAGUUUACCCACCAUCCUAAAUCAUUUAUGUGAGAUACUAUACAGUAUAUAAAUCACAAAGUUCCAGCAUAAUCACUUUCAAAUGGCUGUUGAAAUUGACCACUCCAUCAUUAUUUUGCAAUUGAAGCCAUAUAAGCUUUCAAUCAAGUGAAAGUCAUAACAGUGUUACAACAGUCUUUAUAAUAAAUAUUAUGACCAUGUAAAUCGAGCGAAAAAUAAUUUUAAUUUCAAAAUAUUUUCCAUCCUUUUGUAAAUGCUUAUUUCUAACAGAGUUCUAUGAGAAAAAAAGCGUCCUAUAAAGCAAAGCUAACCUAAAGCUUUCGUUUCGGCCACAAAUGGCUGGAACCGACGAAGUGACCAUUUCAGACAACAUUUAGCGAUGGAUAUUUUUAACGUUAGUUCACCUCAAGUUGUCUAAUUUUCAUCCAAAACCUUCAAAAUAACUAGGUAUUUUCAAAAACCCCUGAUCGAACGGAAUUCUAAGCAGUGGGACGUCAUAAAAUGCGAAGACUAUCCAUUCCCUGUAGAAUGUCCAUGUCUUUUUCCCGGUUGAGUCGCCAUCUUGGAUAAUCUUAUAACAGGCGCGCGCACCUGUUAUAAGAUUACAUUACAGUCGGCAAUCUAGGUCUCUAUAUAUAUAUAUGGAUAAAAUCGUAUCAUGUACGGAUGGCAUAUCAACAACAUUAGAGCUUUAGCAUACGUUUUGAACACUUGUCUUCCGGAUUGUCUAUGGUUUUGAAGUAAUAUUUCGAGUUUGAAAGCAAGUUUGCUAGAUCAUUCAUUUCAUAAAUCCGAUUAUCUAUUAUAGUCUGCUAGUAAACAUUGCGUCAGAUUUACUGGUCAACCAGCCAAUCAGAACACGCGUUUGCAUGGGUAUGACAAACGUAUAUUAAAAUGUCAUAGUUAAUUAAAUUAAUACGUUUUUAUCUUUUAGCUGGAGCUAUGAGAUUGCCUGGCAAUCUUGCUGGUACAACCGAAAGACCGCACUUUUUAACAGAUGCUUAUAUUAAGGAGUUUAGCCUUGCUAUCAAAGCGUUUCCAAACUACGAUGCCAAUGGGUUAACCCAUAUUUAUGGUUUUCCAACAGAAAAAUCCAACGGUAUGUGCUUUACUGCUAAUUUUUUUUCUUUUUUACAGUCUCACAAAAAGUUACACUGCUCGGUUUAAAAAUGUGUUAUAAAGACAGAAUAGCCACAUAUCACACUCAAUUAAGUUUUAUUAAAGUAUAAUUCAGCGCGCAAUGAUGCUUUGAUGCGCAAUAUUUUUGUGCAGUAUUGACUGACCUAUUGAUAUUUUAACUUGAACAAACAUUUGUGAAAAUGUAAUUAAAAUAAUGUAUGUGCAGCACAAUUCUCUUAAACCGAAAAUUCUUACCAUCACCUAUAUGGAACACGAAUACAUUACGGAAACAAUGAUAUGAAUAAUGUUUUGUAAUUGCUAAAUCCCCAGAAGCUUUGUAUGUGCUAAAAUAUUUGCCUCAAAAGACUAACAAAAUCUACCAAGGAAUAAUUUCAAAUUCAUGUUGAUUAAAUAAAUUCAAAUCAAUUUAGUAGGCUACGCCUUUCAAUCUGGAACUUCACGUCAUCACGACGUUUCAUAUUAGGAGAAUGUUAUCUUCAAUAAUCCAAAUGAUGCAGGUUCAAAUAGGUUGUAUUGGAAACGUUUUAGUAUUCAACGAGUUCAUUCAUUCAAAUUUAUUUUGUGCGUUGUUUAACGUUCGGUAUAAAAUAUAAUUUAUAGGCCGUCCGGUCGGAGGAUUCGGCGAAAUAUUAGGGCAACUGGGUAAUAUUCCGCCGUAUUUCCCCCACUCCGGAUCUAUAAAUGAUAAAUAUUGGAUGGAAGAACGUCAGUAUCUUUAUUCACUUGUUUUAACGAUAUUUUUUAUCACAAUCCUUGAGCCAUUUGUACGCACAAGCAUACGGCAUGCAUAACAGUAAAAAGUGAAACAUAUCUAAGUCCAAAUCUUUCUGAAUAAUUUAAUAGAUGAACACCACAAAAACAUGACUGUCCAUGCAUGUGCAGAAACUAGAAAGUGGCGGAAACUAUAAAGUGGCGGCAAAUUUAAGUUCGAACAUUCAAAUCAAACAGAAGCAUGAAGCAGGAAAAGAAAAUGUAGCUGACGGGUGGAUUAGACCUUAAUAGUUUUGUCAACAACAAUAUGUCCCCUGUAUUAGUGAGCUCAACGAUAUGUAUCAAUGCAUGCAUGAUAGACUUUUCAGUCCGAUAUCGUUUUUCCCCGCUGUAAAUUGCGGACCGGAAUUAUACCCUAUUAGAGAGGUUAAGAUACCCCGGUUUCGGUGUACGUGUAUGGGUAGCGUGAUUUUGGUUAGCAAUAUUUUCGUCGAUGUCUGUACCUUUACUCGUAAUUAAGGUGCACAUUUUUCGCAUUAUAUCAUUGUCUAUUGCAAGAAAACAGAAAAAGUAUGAUCGAAUUACAGACAUCAGUAAAACAAGAUGACACUACUCAUACCCGUACACCGAAACCGGUGUAUCUUAACCUCUCUAUUAACUUCGCCAUGCGCGAUCCGAGCGUGGCUCGGGAAAAAGAGAAUGUCACGACAAAACAUAUAAUCAAUAAAGGUUAAAAUGGCGCUUGGGUCAAAAUUUUUAUUUUCUUAAACGAAAAUGCUUUUAAAACUGUAUAUAUAUAGUAACUUGUUUUGAAGAUUUUUGUUUCCAUGCAUGUUUAGUUCUUGAGAUAUUUCAUUUUGUUUGUAACCAUGUGACGUCAUUUACUCAAUCGCAGAUAUAAUGAGAUAUCAAUAAUUGUUGUGUAUCUUUGCAAUUUUUGAAUUUUGCUGGAUUUUUUAAAAAACAGUAUGCUGAAAUAUGUAGGUUAAAUUAACAAACGUGCCACAUCUUUGGAAAGAUUUUGAUUAAAUAUUUUAAAGAUACACAACAAUUACUUAUAUCUCAUUAUACAGUAUAUGCAAUUGAGUAAAUGACGUCACAUGGUUACAAACAAAAUGAAAUAUCUCAAGAACUAAGCAUAGGAACAAAAAGCUUCAAAACAAGUUGCUAUUAAGAGCAUUUUCGUUCAAUUUAAGAAAAUAGAAAUUUUGACUCGGGUGCCACUUUAAUAAUAUCCGUGAUGAAUGAAAUUUACUUUUAAUUACGAAACAUUCAACUAUUUGAUGACUAUGCCCAUUUUAAUAUAUUUUUAUUUAAUAUAUCAUGUUUAGAAUGGGAGGAACAUUAUUUUAAUAGAGUGUGGCCCAAUUGGAAGGAUGGAAUGCAUAACGACAUGAAGGAAAAGAUCAAGGAUAUUGGUAAGUACAAACUUAAAACAUGAGUAUAGCCAGUAUUCUUCAGUAAUAAUAAUAACGAAAUCUGAUUGGCAGACGAGCGGUCGAUCUCGGUGAUUCUCAUUUUAGUCCGCUAAUUUUUCAUUAUAGCCCGAAAAAUACGCCGCAAUCAUAGUAAUAUUAGAUCUAGAAUGCGUGCUUGGUCGCGUGACCGGUGUCCAAAUUGAAAACAAAAAUGCCCUUAUAAAUCCGCCAUGUUGAAUUUGAGCAUAGGAGUGCAAACUACAAAGUAUAAUCAUCGUCAAAAGGUUUUGUCUUGCUGUCUAAUUUGUAGUUUGGGGAUAUAUUUUGAAACAUUAAGUUCUUUAAAGGCUCGAAGCAAACGACUGUGCAGUUACUGACAAAAAAAGGUGAAAAUCGUGCAGCCGUGUAAAAACAAAGUAGUUUCGCGUAUUAAAAUAUAAUUUACUCAUAAAAAUGUUUGCCUGCUCUGAACGUAACUGCUUUGCUAAUAUUUUAUUAAAUUACGAAAUCAUAGUUGAUUCUUUGUCGGGUUUCGUUUUUCUUCAAUCUAAACGAAGUGUUUUCAUGUUUUUGAAACAAAAAUAUUUAGUUGUCGAUAAACUGUAAAUCGCCUGAAUAAUCGUUGAAAACUGUGGUUUCAAAAGCGUUAUCUCAAGCUCAAGCAACGUAAAAAAAAUAUAAUCAAGCAAUGUAUAGAAAAAAAUAAAAAGUAGUUGUGUAAGUUUAAAAAGAUUAUUGAACUCCAUUUAUAUUAUAAAACGGUUGAAAUAUAUUUUUUAAAACAAUACCUAUUGAGUUUUAGUUUGUCUUGAUUUUUCGUGUUUUGUUUUGGCUUACACGUUGAAAAUGUAUUUUCAAACGACGAUUUCUGUAUAUAUUCUGUUCACAACUAUUGCUUUUCGUAAAAAAACCCACGGGAAUGGGGUUUUCUCCUUUAAAAGCUUUUUUCCACUUCAAAUCUCGAUAUAAUUGUUUUUGCAAACUUUGUUGAAAAAAACCCAAUUCGCACUCCUACAACCGCGCGAAUUUCCUUGCCGCAGGAGUCUGGGGACUAGCAAAAAUGCCCUUAUAAAUCCGCCAUUUUCUGGAGACAAAAUUUUUACUGAUAAGAGAUAGGAGCACGCAUUCUAUGUCUAUUAUUUCUAUGGCCACAACUAUCAUAGCUUUUGAUAGUUACGAUUUCAUCAUAACUAUCUAUAAUCGAAUGAAAUGUUUUCAUCCUUGGGCCCAGAUUUUAUCAAUGCAAUAAAAUCCCACUUAUUGGAUUCUGGCCAAGGGUCUUUAAAAGUUUUUUUUCCACUUCAAGUCUCGAUAUAAUUGUUUUUGCAAACUUUGUUGAAAAAAAAACCAAUUCGCACCCCUGCAACCGCGCGAAUUUCCUUGCCGCAGGAGUCUGGGUCUAGCAAAAAUGCCCUUAUAAAUCCGCCAUUUUCUGGAGACAAAAUUUUUACUGAGAAGAGAUAGGAGCACGCAUUCUAUGUCUAUUAUUUCUAUGGCCACAACUAUCAUAACUUUCGAUAGUUACGAUUUCAUCAUAACUAUCUAUAAUCGAAUGAAAUGUUUUCAUCCUUGAGCCCAGAUUUUUAUCAGUGCAAUAAAAUCCCACUUAUUCGAUUCUGGCCAAGGGUCUACGCUCUAAACGAGAUUGCAUGUAUUCUACAACAAAUUGUCCUGGCUUUUGUCUGGUAAAGUUCUGCUAUAUAUUAUAUUAUAUUAUGAUAUAAGGUGGUAUUUAGCCAUUUUCUAAAAUGACAAGGAACAAUUCAACCUGGUUUUUCGUGCCCACACUAGUUGACUUUUUCCGUUUCUUGUAUAGAUUUGCUGCUGCGCCAGCGUGUGUUUCAGCUUCUCAUCCAUGACUAUACUGUUAACCCUGUCUACGAGAGGGAUUACGUGUUUAUAAUGUAAAGACUGUGGAUUCGAAUGAGAAUAUGGAAUAAGUAAAUAUAUGCCGAUCUGCUACACUACGCAGAUAAUACCUACGUGCAUUACCAUCAUUGUUCUUUAAAUAUGCCAUCGUAUCCAGUGUCAUCGCCAUCAAGUUCGAAUAAUAGGCCAUCAUCAUCGUCAUUAUCUGACAAAUCGUCUCGUCUGUAGUCUGGUCGGAAGAAUUUGUGCAAUCGCAACAAGAACAAAGAACAGCACACUUCAAUUCUGCUUCUUGACAAGAACAACGUCUUGCUGAAUAUCCAGACUUACAACCACAGUUAACGUUUCCACAAAAUUUCGUCAGGAGCUGCCGGCAUGGUCAUGACCGAUAUUGACGUGCCCUUCGUUUGCUUCCCAAACAAACUUGCUGCUUGAAGGGGGUGACAUUAUACUGGCUGGAGUGCACUUUUCCAUAUUAUGCGGCAUUGAUAUAAUGCACGAUUUUUAUGAAGUAAAAGGACGUCUUUCGUGCAUGGCAUAGUGUUCAAUCAGCGAGUUUGUUUGGGAAGCAAGCGAAGGCAAGUCAAUAUCAGAUGAAUCACCAAUGCCGGCAGCUCCUGGUGGAAUUUUGGAAACGUUAACUGUGAUUGUAAGUCUGGAUUUUCAGCUAGACGUUGUGCCUGUCAAAAAGCAGAAUUGAAGUGUACUGGUCUUUGUUCCUGUUAUGAUUGCACAAAUUCUCCGGACCAAAAUACAGACGAGAACGAUUUGUCAAAAGAUGACGAUGAUGAUGGUCUAUUAUUCGAACUUGAUGGCGAUGACACUGGAUUCGAUGGCAUAUUUGAAGAACAAUGAUGGUAAUGCACGUAGGUUUAUCUGCGCAGUGCAGCAGAUCAGUAUUUAUUUACUUAUUCAAUAUUCUCAUUCGGAUCCACAGUAUUUAUAUUAUAAACACGUAUAUCCCUCUCGUAGACAGGGUUAACAAUAUGGUCAUGGACGAGAAGCUGAAACGCACUCUGGCGCAGCAGCAAAUCUAUACGAAAAACGGAAAAAGUCAACUAGUGUGGGCACGAACAGAACUUUACCAGACAAAAACCAAGGACAUUUUGUUGUAGAAUACAUGCAAUCUCGUUUAGAGCGUAGACCUUGGCCAGCGUAGACCGUAGACCUUGGCCAGGAUCCAAUAAGUGGGAUUUCAUUGCACUGAUAAAAAUCUACGCUCAAGGAUGAAAACAUUCCAUUCGAUUAUAGAUAGUUAUGAUGAAAUCAUAGAUUUUAUAUUUCUUCCCAAUUUAUGAUUUUUAUGAUGAAGUUCGAGUUGGUUCGCUAUAACUACACCUACUUCAAAAAUAUGUAGUCAGCUACAACUGACUGCUAAUUUCGAACAAAAGUAGUUCGCUCCUGACUUAAGCUACUGCUUAAAAAAUGUACAGCUUUCCGUGUCUGUUACCUAUAGCAACUGCAACUCUAUAAGAGCUCAUUUCUGGGCAAUAGUUUUAUUUACAUGCGCGACUCGUGUUUUAGUCCUGCCAUUUUCAAAUGUUGAUUCAUCAAGAAAGACUGUCGGAUAAUCCGUCUCAUAUAAUAUAAAGGUGAAUUAUCUAAACUAGCGAGAAGAGCGAAAAUUCACGAUUUAGAUCCGUAUUUUUUGAGCCAAUUAUUUAUUGUUCAAAAACAAAAAGUAUCUUACUGAUAUAAAAACAACAUCAAAAGGGUUCGAUGCAAAUGCCGUUGCUAUGGCAACAAGGACGUUUCAAGAUGGCGGAAAUUUUAGCUUUAAAGUAAUUUAACUCUUAUCUCGAAAACGACAUUGGUGAUCAUCCCAAUUUUAUUUCAUAAAAUGAUUUAUUUUAGUAAAAUCAAUUAUUUUGACAAUUUUAAUAAAAUCGUGUCGAGUAGAGUAAAAGAAAACAAUUUAAGGCAUAACAUUUGGGGUCACCGAUGUCGUUUUCGAGUUGAGUUACUUUAAAGCUAAAAUUCCAGCAUCUUGAAACGUCUUUGUUGCCAUAGCAACGGCAGUUGUGCAACGUUUGAAAAAAUUCAAACCCUUUGGAUGUUAUUUUACAUCAAUAAGAAACUUUUUUUCAACAAGUAACAAUUUUCCAAAAAUAUGGAUAAGCUAUAGGCCUAUAUGGAUCUAAAUCGUGAAUUUUUCAUUUUAUUUAAAACUGUAUUGAACCAUUUUAAAAGGAAAUUGAAGAAGCUAAGUUCAAGAACAAAAGUAUGUGACGUAUAUACACGUAACCAUCUGCCAGUGAAUCCCGUAUUUUCAAGACUAUGCGGUUUCAGUAAGCUGCUGAUCGUGUUGCAAUUUUUGCCUUAGAUGGAAGAUAUUGAUUCAUGUUUGCGGGUGAGGGCCUGCGGUUAAGAACAUUAUUAUGGAUAGGAUUAGCAAUAACUAAUAGCGAUCGUCUGCGAGAAAUAUUUUAUAACUAGAACAGACCCUCUAUGACAUAAUUAUUAUUAUUUAUAAUGUAACGAAUGUAAACUAUUAAUUUAAUUUAUUUAGGGGCAUAUUACGAUGAAACAACCAAAAUUGUCACUGACCAACUGAAAACGUGGUUAAGAAAUGCACCAGAUAUUGAUCAUGAAAUGAUAGUAUGGAAAAAGUGGAUUAACAUUUGGAGUCAGUUUACAUUGGAAAGCUUCCUCCGAAGCAAUAUUGAUGUAAUUUAUGCGAAGGUUCCAGAAGAAUGUCGACAAGAUUUAGAUGUUGACACCCUUGCUAAACUGUUGCCCUGGUCCAACGAUGCAGUGCGAGGUUAUGCUGUAUUCACCUAUACUCCAUUCCUUGAUAAUUCGCUUGUGCAGUAUCUUCGUGAUCAGCUAGGACACUGGUGGUCGCCUGAUAUGCAUUGCUUGGUGGGUGGUAUGCACAGUUUAGCUGAUGGUUUCUUUUCUGACGACGUGUUGAAAACAGACGACCUCGUAAAACACGCGCAAGCCUUCAAGUUUUCUUAUUAUUCCGUACCUUGGCGCCCCAAGGACGACUGGGUCAAAGUAUCUUGCUAUGCGAAGAAUGAUCAAUCCCUACCAGACAAAACAUAUACAGCACGGGUAAGUUUAUUACACUGCUACAAUAGUUUCAACUUAGAAAAAUUUUCCGUGUUUUUGCAUUCGCCAAAAAUUGCACGCAUGUUUCCAUAAUUGUAUUCAAACAUGAAAAACGUUUUCUCUUUUUUAUGGUUACAGGACACCCUUUUUGGCGUUUUGCGGAAAAUCGCUACUGCUUGCUCAAUAUCAAUCCGAUUUUCAUCAAAUUUUCACCAAAUGUUCUCCAGUGCAUGCAAAAUAUGGUAAAGUUGUAAAAUUAACAAGCAAUAAAAUAAUGUAAGAAUCAAGAAAAUCUUAAAUCGCGGUACCGUUACGCUUUUGAGUUGUGCUCCUGCUGGUUUUAAGUUAUAUUUUUGAAAAUAUCAUUUUUAUACAGUAAAAUAGUUGUUCUAAAAAUUGGUGUUCGGAAAUUUUUGUUUAUUUCGUCAUUCCGCUGAUAUGGCGAUUUCUUUGACAACUGCAAUAUAUUUCUGAAUUGUUUGAGUGAAUUGCUCUUUAUUUUUAAAAUAUCCAAAAUUAAAAAAAGCCGAACACAAUUUUGAAACUGAUGUAUUUAGCUAUGUUCUGUGAAAAUUUGAGAAAAUUUGGUUAAAACCCGCAGGAGCACAACUCAUUUGAAAAUCGGUAAUUGCCGUAAAAUUUUUCGGGAGAAAAUUGAAUUUGAAUAUUACAUUUUCAAUGUUUUUCUUAUUGCAGCAAAAUGUAUUUUAUUAAAUAACUCUGCGUGAGUUUUUAACAUUUUUCGUUCAAACUUGGUCAGAUAGUAGAACUAGUCCAAUGAUUUCAUUGAAGCCAAUAAAAAAAAUUUAGGCAAAAUUAACACUCAAAGGUGUUCUGUAACCUUAACUAUGAGAUGAAGCAAGGUCAUGCAAUAUUAUUUAAACACGCCAAUCCCUUCAAUGUACAGUAAUUUGAUAUCCAAGGGGGCAUGUUAAACUUAAAAUUAUGACGCUAAGCCUGAGGAUAUAAAUUUAAAAUUACAUGAAGUAAGUGUCAUAAAUCCCAUAGGCUUUAUUAGCAUAUAUACUAUAGGGGACCAAGGCCCCUCCAGCCCCCACGUGUCCACCAGUAAACUAUAUUGGUCCCUCCGGUAAAGGUUCAUUUUGUCUAAAGUAUAAGAAAUAAAGUGAAGACUGACUUUUGAUGAGUAUUUUUAUAUUCCCUUAUGUUGAAUAGAUGAAUGUAGUGUGUGAACGCAGGGAAUUAAUCCCCGAAAAUACUCUGGGAGUGAAUCCUACACCACCUCCCCUUAGCAGUUGGAACGUUUCCAAUUCUCUAGCUUUAAACCAACAUACUUGCAAGGAGAUGAGUCCGGGAGUGGACGCACCAAAGGUGGCUGGAAAUUUCCCGAGCUCGCCGAGCGAAGUGAGGUUUUUUAUCACAUGCCAUUUUGGUAAAAAUGGUUGGUUUUUAUCACAUACAAUUGCGGUAAAAAGUACUGAAAAGUUUAUGCAUUUAGUAUAUAGUUUCUUGUUUGGAUAACGAAAAUUUUAGCCGCCAACAUACUACACAAACAAACAAACUUAGGCUUAAAUCGAAUUAAGCUAAAAAAUUCUCGACAAUAUUCCCUUAUUAUUAUUCUUGGAAAGAGAAAAUGCACACAUUCUGCGAAAACAUUGCCAAGCUUUAUAUAAACCUGCCCGUACCGAACGAAUUUCGGCGGCCAUCUCUCUUCCCUUCCACAUUGAAUACAGAAUAUUCCAUUUUCAUCAAACUAAAUAAAAAAUAAUAAUUAUAAAACAAUUAAAAACAGUUAAUUUUUUUAUAUUUAAAUUUUCGUCUGAAAUUUGUUCAAAUCGCUUCGUAAUGGCCGCCGCCGAAACGUCGAUCGCGAACCCACCUCCUAAACAUACGUCAUAGCAGGUGGGUUCGAGAUUGAACGCACCUCCUCGUAGCCAAUAGGAAAGCCGCUCAUGGCCAGAAAUUACGGACAUUGAUUCUGAGCAUGUGCGAACUUUGACAAACAAAAUGGCGGAUUUGUUAUAUAUAAAUCAUUAGGAGUGGUGCGGUUUUUUUAAAUUUAAACUUGUUUGAUAAUAGCUAUGUCAUUUGCAGACUUCGCAAUAAUAUAAACUAUAUCUGGACCGCAAAACAGAAAAGUUUCGCAUCGGACUCUUACCUAUAAGUUGUUCCAUUAUUCAAGUUCACUUCAUAGUACAUCGGCGUAUAAUAAAGUAUAGUAAAACUUGAGAAAAUCGUUCAAAACGUACAUUUUGCUCUGGCCGCGUGUAUCCCUCGAACCUAUCAUGAAACUUGCAGACUCCGCGUCGUAAAAUAUAUGUUGUCCCCUGCUUGUCUGCAUAAUUUCAUAGUGAUACGAUUUUUUUAACUUGUUCCAAUUUACGGGACAAAACGUUGAUAUUUUACCCAUAAAUACCCUGUCGACAGGCCGUAAAACAUUGCAAGAAGAACGAUGUUUCAUGAAUUGUCGUCCAUGUUUGAUAUCAACAAGAAGCUUAGGAACCAGGCUUUCUUCCAGUGUGGGCUACACGGAGGGAUAGCGAUGUAUACACAAAAUAUUUGAGUCGUUUACCAUGCGCAUCACUUUAUAUCCCAUCAUAAUAAAUGAAAGGUAUGUAAAAGGCCGUCAAUACCUAAUAUAUGUAUUUUUCUGCUUUAGUUAAACAAAAAACUAAGCAAAAUGUAUUUUUUUAGUUAAAACAUGCGUUUGUUAGGUAUGAAUAACUUUUCAUAGGAAAAACCGCUGAGAUAUAUUGCGGGCGCAUGUCCUGAAUUUCUGGCCAUGAAUACGCUAAGUAUGAGAUAACAGAUUGAACGCACCUUCUCGUAGCCAAUAGGACGCUACUACUGUACGCUGGGUAUGAAAUAAUUUGGCUGCGUAAGUGCGGGAUGGGUUGAAAAUUCCCCUAGAGAAUUUAAACAACAAUGGCUUGCGUUUCUAUAAAUAUGCAUUUUCCGUUUGCAUGGGAAGUUUGUACUCAAUAAACUAUAAUGUUGCAUUCUAAGAAUGAUAAAUAUUAAAGGUUAUCUGACGCUGCCCAUUGUACGAAAAGUAAUUUCAAGCAGUCCAGACUAGCAAAACCCAAAUCAGUCGUAAUCAACAGGCUAUGCCUACGCGUCACCAUAAAUUACUAAUGCGUCUCUAAAGUGCAGAGAUAUACUCCAUACGAUCACCUAGUUUCUCUUAAUACUUUGUUGCUUUUCAAUUUUUAUUGGUUUGCUUCUCCAAUUUGAACUUUUGAAAUACAAUUCUGAAUACAUUUUAAAACGUUCUUCGAGAAUGACGUGUUGUAAGAUUAUGGACCAUUGCAUAAUGACAUGGUAUGAUAAGCAAUCGAGUUGCAAAGCUUACGAUUCUUUCCGCGUUUCCUAAAUUUUACAUGGUAUCAGUGGCGUAGCUAGCGAAAUUCGACAGGUCCUGCUCUAAAACUCAAACAUUCUAGGGGGGUCCGGGGGCAUGCCCCCUGCCGGAAAAUUUUUAAUUUUAGAAGUCUGGAAUGGCCAUUUCCUGCGAUUUCACGGCGAAAUACUCCAAAGAUAACAUCAAAAAAUUGUGUGAUUUAGUGGAAAUUUUUUGAUAAUUUUUGAAAUCGUAUUUCCAUAUUUAUCAUAUUUCCCUAUAUAUUUUCAACUUGAAAAUUUAGCUAAAUAUUGUAAGAGGAAAAUAUAAGAGGAAAAUAUCAUGUAAGGGGAAAAUAUCAUGUUUUCAAUACACGUCUGUAAUAUGAUCUUUCACUUGGUCAACGUGCAAUCGGCGUAACUCAACAAUUGUUGUAGUGCCUGUUGAAUUUACAACACUAUAUAUACGGCUAGCAUUCGUUAAAAAAUUACUAAUGUGUUAAUAAACAAUAUUAAACGGAGUGGUAUCAACUACGAGUCUACGAACCACUACGCUCGGCACUCUGAUUGUAUAAUUCAGUACGCUAUGCGUAUGGUUAUAUGGUAUUUAAUAAUAAAAUUGCCGUAGCGUUUAAAGUAAAUAUAGUGUAAAAUGCGGCCAAAUAUCUACAUAAAUAACAUAAACUUUGUAAAUCUAAAUUACUAAAUUAGCUAUAUCAUUUUUAAACUCCAUAUUAAGCACUCGUGUUUCAUGCAAUGCGUAAAGCAGAUGAACUGGCAAAUAAUACGUUCAUACUUUAUAUAUCAAUACGACACAAAAUACACAAUCGAUUCUGUUGACAUGCAUUUCGUGAGCUAAAAUAUCUUAGCAGAAGCCAGAAAUGAUAUCCAAAUGACCAAAUCACAAUGGGCUUCCACGCUGGUUGAUUUCCAUAUUCAUCACUUGAGUAAUCUUGACAGAGUUAGUAAAAAGUGGGUUUAAUCACGCGGAAAGCUCGCAAGAAAAGACAAUACAAGGCCAAGUCCUGCCAUUUCGAGAGAGCAGGACUUCGCAUUUGUAAACAGCCGGUUUGAGCAUGCGCAGACCUUGAAACCAAGAUUUCUUGUCCCAGAAACCAAGAUUUCUUGUAUGAAUUUACUAUGAAAUAUACUAGCAAGUCCUGCCAUUUGAAAAUGGCAGGACCGAAACACGAGCGCGUGUAAAUCAAUAUAUUGCCCGGAAAUGAGCUUUUGUAGAGUUGCAGUUGCUAGGUAACAGACACGGCAAGCUGUAAAAUUGUGUAAAUGUAAUAGAAUACGGAAAACUUUUAAAAAAUAAUAACGAAAAAGACGAGAAAAUGAUACAAAAUAACAAUAUAAUAAUAAUAAAUUUUUAAAGCUUCAAGAUAAAUAAAGUAAUGUUUUAGUAAGGAAAUUUGGGAAAAUUUUUAGUCCUGCUGGGCAGGACAAGCAGGACCACUAGCUACGCCACUGCAUGGUAUGAUGAUCUGGAAGCCUCAAAAUAAAGGUUUUUGUUACCUUACCGUAUACACAAGUCCCUUGUCUCACCUUCACUAAAUAUUAUUCAUCGUCGUUCACGCUUCAUCUCAGCUACCUCCGUUGGACGAUUAUAAUUAAUUAUACGAAAACAAUGAGCUCAAUCACUGCGACCGUGCAUAAGUUAACAUAUUAAUCCAGACAAAAACUUAACACAUUAAUUUCUGUUCAGUUUCCAGACUACCAUAUUUUGAUAGACUAUCCUAUUAAGUAGAAAGGCAAAAGUAGCUAUAUGACACAUAUAUUACAUAUUCAUUUUUCGACCAGAGUGACAAUUAACUUGAUGCCAUUGUAACCUUUACUGAUUUGUGUAAUUGUUUUUUUUCUUUAAACAUGCGAACAUGAAUCUCUUCUAAUUUAGGCCCCAGUUACACGAUGCCGGAUUCGUAUCGGAGCGGUAUCAAUUUAAUGUGUUUUCCAGUCUUGUCUGUUCUUACAACUUUUCAUAUUUGAAGAUUUCGGUUUAAUUAUGUUAUAUUAUCAUAAUUUUAAGUGCCAAAUUCACCUCGAAGCAGUACAAUUUGAUGUCGCUCCGAUGCGAAUCCGGUAUCGUGUAACUUGGGCCUCAAUUUACAGUAUGCAUGCAUGCGUUUUAGAAAUACAUCAGCCUAUCACCAGGUGAUACAAAUUAUCAUUUUAACCAAAAUCAUUGUGGUAAAUAGUUGGGCGUAUAAUUUCGGCCGGGCUUAAAGUUCUUUACCACGAAUUUACUUCGUACUAGAAAUACAUGCAUGCAACAACCCCUCGCCCACAUUUUCCAAACAUUUUUCAACAUGAAAUACUCUUAAUUACGCCAACAUGGAACUCUGGCACUCGCAUUGAUUUCUUUAAUUUUUGUUCACAACGGCAAAAAUAAAUGAGUAUAUGUUGCACUGUUAACUACAGAACUAUCGGUUUCCAACAUAUAUAAAGUAGGUAUGUUAUUUUGCUUUCUAUGCAUGAGAUUUGUUAUAAUGUAAAAUUCAACAUGAAAAGCUUGAAUUCGUAAACGGUUUUUAAAGUUCAUUGAAAUUGCUUUUUGCCUAUAAACUCUUCGACUUAUUACUCGUACUUUGAUGUUUGAAAUGAAAUAAAUUUAAAUCAUACAGGUCGCUCUUGAAAAUAAUUUUCUCCUUUUUUUGAGCUUUUAUAAAAAAAUGAAAACAAGUUAAUUCAAAGAAACUCUCACAUAUAGAAUGAAAAGGAAAGAAGUACAUGUUGAAGGCCUUCAGGUGAAAAGUCCGAAAACUGAACAGCAAAGUCAUACAUAAACAGUAAAAACAAACUCACCUCUAUGCUUCAGCAUUUCUCGUACUUUCUUUAAGAUUUGAAAAAGGCGAUUUACAACUUAUUGUGUGAAAAGAUGUCCAAAGCUUUCUGUCAUGUAUGUCUUUUUCUGGCAAACAGCUAUAUUUUUGAGGACAGUGAGAUGACCGCCCAUGCGUAGCCAUGCGCGCGCGAUCAUUGAUGGACUUUAGACUUUGGUAAUCCUUUCCUUUCCCCGGGUGUAAAUAGCCGAGCGGAAUUAGUACUCUCGCCACAACCCUCGCUCUAUGCCCGCGCGCGUGGCUCGGGGACUAUGCAUUCCCAUCGCUCUGCGAUCCCUGCCUAGUGAAUGUGAAUAGUUCCCCUUUCUUUGAUGCAACCCCUCCCCUUGCCAAAUUUUUAAAAAAGGCCCUGAUAAAGCAACGACCUUGAGUUGACAAUAUGAUAUUUUAUUAUGAUGUUCUCUACAAAAUGUAAUAUAAGGUGACAUAUUUUAAUAAGGGUUUUAAUUUGAUUCCUUUUUAUCUUCAGGCCGUAAUUGUUACCACAACGGUGAACAUACUGCGACAACUCACUUUUGAACCGCUUGUUGAGGACAAAAAUGCUAAGCAUGAACAGCGAAAGAGUCUUCAAGCCAUCGACGACAUUAAUACCGCACCGUCCACCAAGAUCUUCCUGCAAACCCAAACAAGAUUCUGGGAGGACGCAAAGUACAAUAUCCAAGGUGGCUUUUCUAAGACCAACCUCCCAAUCGGUCAAAUACAUUACGUUAAGCCGGAUCCGGAAUAUGUGGAAUCCACAAAGCAAGGAAUAAUUCUGGUUUACACCUGGAACAAUGACGCACUGAUUUUUGGUUCCAUGACAAAAGAUCAAGUCAAGAAGGAGGCAAUUGAACAAGUCAAACACAUCCACAAAGAAAUAAUGGAGGAAAAUAUGGUUGAAAAGUCUGUCGUCCAUGCUUGGUACAACCAGCCCUCUUACCAAGGUGCCUUUGGCUUUUUGAAGACCAGUCAGUUUAACAAUGUCAGGUAGGAAUCAGAGCAAAAUUGUAUGAUGUAAAAAAUGCUUUAUCUCGCACAAAACCAAUUCCUAAUGCUUGACAUUUAUGAGAUCAAGAUUUCAAUCAAUUUAUUUCAAUAGUGAUGGGAUGAAUUCCAUGCCGCACUCAACGUUUAUGUGAAUUUAUUCGCCUUCCUUGUAGAGGAGCGAGAAUGCCACCAAAAAAUUGAGUACUAAAAACUAAGUUUUGUUUGCACGCAAUUUGUAUUUCCAAUCAUAAAUUAUCGAUGAAUAUAUUACAGUGAUUUUGUUUCGUUCGUGUACAGCAGCUUGAUAAUGUUAAUUUUUUGUAAAAGCUUCAUAGUUUGGAAAAGCAGAUAUUUCCUGAAUGGAAUAUGUCUACCACCCACAUAUAAAAAAAAACCUACUUGCCUCCAUUUUCGGCCAACUAGAGUGGAACUCAUCUGAAAACUAAUAUUAUUGGACAUUCAUUGUAUUAAUUAAUAUUCGUCAUUACUGUAUUGAUUGAAAUUUGUAUUUUAAUUAUACUGUAAUCUGUUGCUUUCUGUGUCAUCUUAGUCAAACAUUGUUUGCAGAAAUUUAAAAUCUUGGCACAGUGUUGUAAACAACUUAAUACUAUUUUUUGUGUUUGUUCUGUGGCUGAAAAGUUAGCCUGACAGCGGUGGGAAUCGAAUCCGCGCCUUUGGGAUACUAGUUCAAUGCUCUGCCAACUGAGCUGCGAGGUCAAGUCGGUUCGAGUGUGUGGUAUUUCGGAACUAAGUCUAUAGUACAUUCGAUACCAACGUCUUCUUAUGAUCAUCAUAUUUUAUUUAUCAUGUUCGAUCCGGAUAAUACUUUAAUUAUAUACUCAGUAUAUUUUAUUCAUCUACAUUUAUUUUUAUUUUUUCGUAAUUUAGAACUUUGUGGGAACCCAUGGGUAACGUACAUUUCGCCGGAGAAACCUUAUCAUUUGCCGCUGGUUGGAUUCAAGGUGCCUUGGAGAGUGGCCUCAAAGCCGCAUAUCAAGUUUAUGCCCGUGGCAAGAAGAGAACAACCAGAAAAGAAAAAUAA